This is a messenger RNA of Staurois parvus, 319 nucleotides long. The record is from the annotation of a GenBank genome assembly. NCBI's taxonomy places the organism in Eukaryota, Metazoa, Chordata, Amphibia, Anura, Ranidae.
CUGCUAUUCACCAGGGCCCCGGAUGGUGGGGAUGGACUUGGUGCAGACUGGAACCAGGUCGCGACCCCUGAGAGCAUCCAGCUGUGGUAGAGAGCACCGGCAGGGGUCUGCCGGAAUGGAGUCUGAUGGGAAGAGGCAGGCAGACUUGCUACUAGUGAUCCGUGCUGGAUGGAUGGAUCGGAGGGUGAGUAAGCGUAGUCAGGGCAGCACGGUUCAGCAGUUUGCGGGCAGCGCGGUACCAGGGAUCAGGCAGAAGAAUCGUCAGGCAAGCCAGGGGUCAAUCAGUAGAAUCCGGUCAGGUACAAGCAGAGAUUGGCAA